AUGGCUACUUCAGCUGCUGCACAUACCCUUCUGAACGUACUAGACCAAUCAGACACCUCUGUGGCGGCCAAUACAGCUGCCCAAACUUCCUCAGCACCCAACGCCGAAUCCGAGCUCUCAUUAGUCCCCCCCUCUGCGCAUACCACACCAAGGUCUACGCGCAGUAGAAAAACGAGAGGUUCACAUAAUACAGAGGUGGUUGAGAAACAAGCACCCAAGCGUCCGAAGCCACCUCCGAAGCCGUCCGCACCAAAAUCCAGAGUCCUACCCUCACCCCCUACCCGAUCAACAACCACUGAACCGAUCACCCUCAAGUCUUCAGAUAAAUUGUUGAGGGACUAUGAAAAGAAUGGAUGA
Messenger RNA from Aureobasidium melanogenum CBS 110374, 357 nucleotides. RefSeq lists its product as uncharacterized. The transcript has 2 exons. The record is from RefSeq and is a predicted model, not a curated record. The coding region runs from base 1 to 357 and encodes 118 amino acids. NCBI's taxonomy places the organism in Eukaryota, Fungi, Ascomycota, Dothideomycetes, Dothideales, Saccotheciaceae.